This is a messenger RNA of Hyaena hyaena (striped hyena), 2475 nucleotides long. RefSeq names its product PTTG1 interacting protein (gene PTTG1IP). NCBI's taxonomy places the organism in Eukaryota, Metazoa, Chordata, Mammalia, Carnivora, Hyaenidae. The record is from RefSeq and is a predicted model, not a curated record. Gene Ontology annotation, biological process: protein import into nucleus. The transcript has 6 exons. Gene Ontology annotation, cellular component: cytoplasm; nucleus. Bases 92 to 637 code for a protein of 181 amino acids.
UGGGAGACUGACUGGCCAGACGACGGAGGUGGUGGAGCGCGUACGGCUGACGUCCGACCGACCGACGACGGUCGAAAGGGGCGCAGCCACCAUGGCGCUCGGGGGCACUCGCGGGCUCAGGGCCCUCUGGGGGCUGCCUGUCGGCGUCGCAGCGCUGCUCCUGUUGUUCUUUUCCGCGGCCGCCGCUCAGGAACCGUCCGGAGAGGCUUGUUCUCAGAACACGAACAGGACCUGUGAGGAGUGCCUGAAGAACGUCUCUUGUCUGUGGUGCAGCACGAAUAAGGCGUGCUUGGACUACCCCGUGCGCAGGGUGCUGCCUCCCAGCUCGCUCUGUGCACUGAGCUCUGCGCGCUGGGGCGUCUGCUGGGUGAACUUCGAGGCACUGAUCAUCACCAUGUCGGUGGUGGGGGGAGCCGUGCUGCUGGCCGUGGCCGUGUGCUGCUGCGCCUGCUGCUGCCGCAGGAAGAGGAGCCGGAAGCCGGAUAAGGAGGAGGAGAAGGCCGCGCGGGAGCGUGAGGAGCGCAGGGUCCGCCAGGAGGAGAGGAGAGCAGAGAUGAAAUCAAGACACGAUGAAAUCAGAAAAAAAUACGGUCUGUUUAAAGAGGAAAACCCGUACGCCAGGUUCGAGAACAACUGAGCCGUGCAGCCAUCGUGCCCAGCAGUCCCCGAGCAGCACGGGAAGCCGCCGGGGGACCACGGCGCCGUCCCGCAGGCCCGCGAGCUUCCGUUCCUCUUCUCUAUCUGUAUUUAGUCACCGGAGACACGAAGCCCGUCGGGGUCGGUUUUGCUUGUGUUGUUCCUUCCAGGAGGCAGAGCCCAUGCCUCACAGCCCCGCUCCGCUGGGGAGUCCAGUGCAGGCGGGCGGUCUACACCGCUGGCCCCGGCGUCCAUCCCGCCUUCUGUCCCCACAGCGCGCGCCUGGUGUCCCUGUGCCCAACAGCGGGCUGCACGCAGCGGGGGCGAAGGGCCCCAUCACCGCCGCCCCCGUAACCCGGCCCGCGGCCCUGUGCCAUGCGUGGCAGCCUCCCGGGGAGCCAGGCACCCGCACGCGGUGUGCGGGGACGGGCCUCCUGCCCCCGCUGCUCUGAGCGGCAUCGAAGCGCACUUAGACUCGCCUUAAGUCUGUUUUGUUUUCUUCUAUUCCGUUUCAAGUAAGUUUUGGAGUUCAUUCUUCCACCAAAGGGGUUUCCCCCCAAAAUUUUAAUGUCAAAGUUCGGACCACUUAUUGGACAAUUUUUUUAUUUUGAUUUGUAUUUUUACCAGAACAUCAAGAUUUUUUUCAAUGAGAACUUGAGUAAUAAAUGAAGCUUUAGAGCAGCCUGCAAGGGCAGCCGGGGCCCCGGGGGGCCGUCACCGUCUCUCGCUUCUCAACCCUGUUGACAGCAGGUGUCGGGUCCUGUGUGCAGUCACACCAGGCUGUCCCUAGUCAGGCCAUCUGCGCCGUGGUCACGGCGGGGGUGGGGGGACACGGGCCCCCAGGCUGUCCCCGAGGAGGGAGGCCACGCCCUGCAGGCCCCUCUGUGGGGCUCUGCCCACCGGGGAGGCAGGGCGUCCGGUGCCAGCGAGAGGGGUUCCCUCGUACUACACAGAGAGCCUGCUGACUGUCCUUGUCACUCGACCCCCAGCUUGGAGCCACACUGCUCUGGUUGGGACGUUGUCCGCGGCCUCCAGGCCACCCGCCGGGCCUUCCAUUUUGGCUCCAGGCCUUUCAGAGCAACAUCUGUGGCUUCAGUAAAUGACCGUGUCCUUCCUGGCAGGGACAGUGGACCGCGGGGUAACCGUGAGAGCAGCCUCUCUUACUCUGAAAAUAGUCCCGGUUGCCACACUGCUUUGGAUGAGGAAGACUUAGCUUUGGGAACGUGAGUCAACAGGUACAUAAAACAAGAGAUGGAUUUCCCUUUCGCACUUGUGACCGUGCUGUUGGGGACUGCUCUCCAGCGUGUCACAGGAAGUUCUCAUACAGGUCAGCGUGACCCAACACGACCACAGCGCUUGACACCCCCCCGCCCCCCAGCCACGUUGACCCGUGCUGUGAGGUGACAACACAGUCCUGGAAGGGCCACAAGCUGAGACACUAACUACACACUCUUGAGUGUUAUCUUCCUGACUUCUUGGGCAUUUGAUAGCGUUUUUGAAGUAUUAUGAAACAUUCCUAAGCAUUUUGUAGCCGCCUGAAGAUUUUGACUUUCUACUGUUUAUUCAUAAAAGAAUCUUUGUAGCAGACUUCGGCCUCCGUGUUAGUACAGUCACGUCCGUGACGGUGUGGGCUGUGCCUUGUUCCUGCGGCGCAUUGAGUCCCUUCGGGGUACUGAGCCCACCCCAGGGUGUCUGGGAGGCUGUCCGGUCCUCGUGCUUUAUAAAUAGUCCUAGGAGCCGCCAUGUAUCAUAGCCUCAAGGAGACCGUGACCUUCAGAGUGCCUUAAUUGUAACCAGUUUCCAAUAAGUGAUUUAAUACACGCUUUGUUGAGUCCGCUG